CCCUGGUGGGCGUCUCACCACAGACUGGUCCCUGGAAGUGGUGGAGCUGUGUAAGAAGUACCAGCAUCAUACUGUGGUGGCCAUCGACCUGGCUGGUGAUGAGACCAUCAAAGGAAGCAGCUACUUCCCGGGGCAUGUGGAGGCCUAUGAGGUGGGCCUGUGGAAGGGGAGGCUGGCCCUGGGUGAGCUUCUAGGAAGAACUCACACAGAUGGGGAGUGGACCAUUCACAGGAGAGUGAGGAGGCUCUUCUCCCUCCCUCACCCCAGGUUCAAGAACGACCAGGCCAACUACUCACUCAACUCAGAUGACCCGCUCAUCUUCAAGUCCACCCUGGACACUGACUACCACAUGACCAAACAGGACAUGGGCUUCACCGAGGAGGAUUUUAAGCGACUGAACAUCAACGCAGCRAAGUCCAGUUUCCUCCCAGAGGAUGAGAAGAAGGAGCUCCUUGACCAGCUCUACAGAGCCUACAAGAUGCUGCCAGCUGCCUCUGCAGGGCAGAACCCCUGAAGACAGCAUGGCCCCCUCUCCAAGCCCUCACCCUGUGGAUGGAGUCUUCACAACUCUGGGAUCAAGCAACAUUCUUACCUGUAUUCCUUCCAGGAAGACUGAUUUUAAGAGCUACUGAUGCUCUCAAGCCUGUAUAAUCACAGAACUCGGGAUGGCUGCAUCUCUCUUCUGAUUAUGUGCCCUGGCCAGGGACCAGGGCCCUUGCCGAUGGCAUGGAUGAUUCUGAAACCCUCCCCCUAAGGCAAUACUUCCUGAAA
This is a messenger RNA of Urocitellus parryii (Arctic ground squirrel), 771 nucleotides long. The record is from RefSeq and is a predicted model, not a curated record. NCBI's taxonomy places the organism in Eukaryota, Metazoa, Chordata, Mammalia, Rodentia, Sciuridae.